GUUUGCGCAUCUCCAAAAAAUGUCGCAAUCGAGCGAGCGGCUCGUGCAAUUAAUUCAUCUUCAUUAAAUUUGCACUAUGUGCGUUCAUUGACCGGCACCUUCGCCCAAGCAGGAACAUGAGCGUGAGCAUUGUCCAAUAUUUCGGCAGCCAGCUGGGCAAGUGCGGCUACUGCGCCAACACCAACUGCAGCAAGUCGCACGGCAUGCACUCGUAUCGGCUGGACUGCCAGGACUAUCAGGAUCUCAUCGAUCGCGGCUGGCGGCGCUGCGGGAACUACUGUUACAAGAUGCGCAAUCGGGAGACCUGUUGCCCGUGUUACACCAUCAAAUGCGAUGCCCUGGAGUUCAAGCUGUCCAAGUCCCACAAGCGCAUUCUGCGUCGCAUGAAUCGAUUUUUGCGCGACGGCAAGCGUGAGUCAGGCCCUGGUUCUGGCACUGGCACUGGCGAUGGAGACGGCGAUGACGGGCCAGGAGGUGGCGAUGUGACUGCCAGCGAGCCGCAGCCGCAGCUGCCCGAUAAGAGUCCGGCCUUGAUCAAUGUGGAGGAGGUUACGUCAUUGGCACAGGCUCAGAAGCAGAAGCCAGCCAAGCAGGCGACAUCGGCAGCCUCAGUGUCUGUGCCGCCGGUUCAAGCUUCAACGCUGGGACCUAACAAAUCUGCAGCACCGAUCUCAAAUGCACCGCGCAAAAAGGCCAAGCAAAUGCGACUAGAGCGCCGUCAAGCCAAGCUGGGCGACACAGAAUCGCUGCCUUCAAAGGUCUGCCUUUCGCAGGAGAAGAGCUUGCGCGAUUUUCUGUCCACCAACGAGAGCGACACCAAAACCAACAAACACCAGCUAAAGAUCGUUUUGGUCGCUUCCUCAGACACACAACGCACCUGCUCCGAUGCAGUGAUAGCCUUGUAUCGCAAAUACCAAAUAGCCAUUCACCACGAUAACCCCGCACGCCUCACCCUAGCCAGUAUGCAGCGGUUCUUGGUCAAAUCAUCCUUGGAGAAUGAAAACCCCAGCGAUGGACCCGAAAUGGGUUAUGGUUCGUUUCAUCAGCAGUAUUGGCUGGACGAUCAACUGAUUGCCGUGGGCGUGAUUGACAUUCUGCCAGCCUGCGUGAGCUCAGUGUACUUCUUCUACGAUCCAGACUAUAGCUUUCUGUCGCUGGGAACCUAUGGGUCACUCAGAGAAAUUGACUUGGUGCAGACUAUUGCUGAGAGUGUGCCCGCCUUGAAAAAUUAUUACAUGGGCUUUUACAUACACUCGUGUCCCAAAAUGCGCUACAAGGGCAAGUUGUCUGCCUCGUACUUGCUGUGCCCAGAGACUUAUGAGUGGUUUCUGCUUACCGAUGCCAUACGUUCUAAGCUAGACGAACAAAAAUAUCACCGCCUAAAUCCCGACCCCAGCGCCCGUGAUGUAAACGAGUUUUUGCUGGAGCAUUUAGACACAGUUAUGCUGUUGUUGGAUGCCCGAACCUGCACUGAUUACAAACAUUACAAGCAGUUACCUAAUCAGGAUAGCGAACACGAACGCGAAAGCGAACGUGAAACCAUUGUGGAGUACAGCAAGCUUGUGGGAAAAGUCUGUGCCAGCCGUAUGCUCUUCGUAAAUAUGUCCUAAAUAUGAAUUCAAAAUUUGUCUAGACUCUCUGUUUAAAGAUUGUAAUUAAAGAAAACUCUUCUAAUUGUUUAUAAUCAAAAGUUACCUUAGCCAAUGAUGUACCCAAGUAAAUUAGCUUUAUCAAGAGCAGUUGUUUUAAAUUAAA
Molecule: messenger RNA, 1755 nt
Organism: Drosophila kikkawai
Lineage: Eukaryota; Metazoa; Arthropoda; Insecta; Diptera; Drosophilidae
Gene: Ate1
Product: arginyltransferase 1
Biological process (GO): protein arginylation
Cellular component (GO): cytoplasm
Molecular function (GO): arginyl-tRNA--protein transferase activity
Source: RefSeq, a predicted model, not a curated record